GUCAGUGGAAACACUCUUCCUCUGUCCUCCAUUGUUGGAGGUAAUGUCAUUCUGCCGUGUACCAAAGUGGUUUAUCCAAACUGCUCCUCAACUACAUGGAUCUAUGGAUCUAUUGAAGAAGUUGGUCAUGGGAGGGUGAAAAAGGAAGAACAGAACAACAGAGCAGACAGACUGAGUUUAGGGUCUAACUGUUCUCUACAUGUUAGUGAUGUCAGAGCUGAGGAUGCUGGAUUCUACACCUGUCAACAGUUCCUUACAGAGGGUGGAUCACAACAUGGACGUGAUGCUCCUGUUCAUCUGUCUGUUCUAACUAGUGAGUAUUACUGUUUAAAUCAGAGCUGUGCAAAAGUGUAGUGUUGAUAGUCAUAUUAAACAUGAUCAGUACAUACUGAAAAAGUAUGCAAGUACGAUUUUUUCUCUUUCUCAGUGUCCUCAUCCUCACCAGUCACAGAUAUAAAACCUGAUAGACCAGUAACAUUAAGGUGCUCUCUGCACACCCACAAUGGACCUGGCAGAUGUGCCCCAGGCAUUGACCAAGAUGUUAGUCUGAGCUGGCUGAGGGUGGAUGAGGCAGAUACUGGGCUGAUUGAGGCAGGUACUAAUCUGCAGGGAGACUCCAGAUACCAGGUCACACAGCCGUCUCACUGUGACAUCACUCUGACUGUGACACUCCAGAGGGAGGACAACAACAGGAAGUGGAGGUGUCAGCUGACUGGAAAAGUGGAAAUCUUCCUGGAUUUCACCUUUAAGUUCUCA
Coregonus sp. 'balchen' is the source of this 756-nucleotide messenger RNA. The record is from the annotation of a GenBank genome assembly. Lineage: Eukaryota; Metazoa; Chordata; Actinopteri; Salmoniformes; Salmonidae.